Molecule: messenger RNA, 6948 nt
Organism: Macaca mulatta (Rhesus monkey)
Lineage: Eukaryota; Metazoa; Chordata; Mammalia; Primates; Cercopithecidae
Gene: LRCH3
Product: leucine rich repeats and calponin homology domain containing 3
Cellular component (GO): cytoplasm
Molecular function (GO): protein binding
Source: RefSeq, a predicted model, not a curated record
UGCGCCGAGCUGAGGGCCCAGUGUUGUCGGCUGGGAAAUGGCGGCCGCGGGCUUGGUCGCGGUGGCCGCGGCGGCCGAGUACUCUGGCACCGUAGCGUCGGGAGGCAACCUCCCCGGUGUUCACUGCGGCCCAAGCUCCGGGGCAGGCCCCGGUUCUGGCCCGGGCUCGUGGAGCCGCUCUCUCGAUCGAGCCCUGGAGGAGGCGGCGGUCACCGGGGUGCUGAGCCUGAGCGGCCGGAAACUGAGGGAGUUUCCCCGGGGAGCGGCCAACCACGACCUGACGGACACCACCCGGGCGGACCUGUCACGAAAUCGCCUUUCAGAAAUUCCUAUAGAAGCAUGUCACUUUGUUUCUCUGGAAAAUCUCAACUUGUACCAAAAUUGUAUUCGGUAUAUUCCAGAGGCAAUUUUAAACCUACAAGCUCUAACGUUUUUAAAUAUUAGUCGGAACCAACUGUCAACAUUGCCGGUACACUUGUGUAAUUUGCCGUUGAAAGUCUUAAUUGCUAGUAAUAAUAAAUUGGUGUCACUUCCAGAAGAAAUUGGACACCUCAGACAUUUGAUGGAACUUGAUGUGAGCUGCAAUGAAAUUCAAACUAUACCUUCCCAAAUUGGUAACCUGGAGGCCUUGAGAGACCUUAAUGUAAGAAGAAAUCACCUAGUACAUUUGCCUGAAGAGCUGGCAGAGUUGCCUUUGAUACGGUUAGACUUCUCAUGCAAUAAAAUUACCACAAUCCCUGUUUGUUAUCGGAACCUCAGGCACCUACAGAUGAUCACCCUAGAUAACAAUCCACUACAGUCACCUCCUGCACAGAUAUGUAUAAAAGGCAAAGUCCACAUAUUUAAAUACCUGAACAUACAAGCUUGUAAGAUCGCUCCAGAUCUGCCAGAUUAUGAUAGGAGACCACUGGGUUUUGGCUCCUGCCAUGAAGAACUGUACUCAAGUCGCCCGUAUGGAGCCCUUGAUUCAGGCUUCAAUAGCGUGGACAGUGGUGAUAAGAGAUGGUCAGGGAAUGAACCUACAGAUGAAUUUUCCGAUCUGCCUCUUCGAGUAGCAGAGAUGACUAAAGAACAAAGACUACGAAGGGAAAGCCAGUACCAAGAGAAUCGCGGCAGUUUAGUGGUAACAAAUGGUGGAGUGGAACAUGAUCUGGAUCAGAUUGACUUCAUAGACAGCUGUGCCGCAGAGGAAGAAGAGGCCGAGGUGAGACAGCCCAAGGGACCGGACUCAGACAGCCUGAGUUCACAGUUUAUGGCGUAUAUUGAACAACGGCGAAUCUCUCAUGAGGGUUCACCAGUAAAGCCAGUAGCCAUUAGGGAGUUUCAAAAAACAGAAGAUAUGAGAAGAUAUUUACAUCAAAACAGGGUUCCAGUUGAGCCAUCUUCUCUCUUGUCACUAUCAGCAAGUCACAAUCAGCUGUCACAUACAGACCUGGAACUUCAUCGGAGAAGGGAGCAGUUAGUAGAGCGCACUCGGAGAGAGGCUCAGCUCGCUGCCCUGCAGUAUGAAGAGGAGAAAAUAAGGACCAAGCAGAUCCAGAGAGAUGCUGUUCUGGACUUUGUCAAACAAAAAGCAUCACAAAGUCCACAAAAACAGCAACCCCUCCUAGAUGGUGAGUGCCCCUUCCCAUCCAGAAGGUCUCAGCACACUGAUGAUAGUGCCUUGUUAGUGUCGCUGUCAGGUCUGAAUCAAGUGGGUUGUGCUGCUCCCCUGCCUCAUUCUUCUGCCUUCACACCUCUUAAGAGUGAUGACAGACCUAAUACUCUAUUAAGUUCACCUACAACAGAAACAGUUCAUCAUUCCUCUGCAUAUGCUUUUCCUGCUGCUAUCCAGAGAAAUCAGCCUCAGCGCCCUGAAAGCUUCCUUUUCCGAGCAGGUGGCAGGGCAGAAGCCAACAAAGGUCAUGCUUCACCCCUUCCUCCAUCUGCUGCACCUACCACUGAUUCUGCAGAUUCCAUAACAAGACAGAAUUCAAGACAGAGAGAAGAAGAGCUGGAAUUAAUAGAUCAGCUGCGUAAACAUAUUGAGUACCGGUUGAAAGUGGCUCUGCCUUGUGAUCUUGGAGCGGCUCUAACUGACGGUGUUGUUCUUUGCCAUUUGGCUAAUCAUGUGCGACCUCGAUCUGUCCCAAGCAUUCACGUUCCCUCACCAGCUGUACCUAAAUUAACAAUGGCGAAAUGCAGGCGAAAUGUGGAGAAUUUCCUAGAAGCUUGCAGAAAAAUUGGUGUACCUCAGGAGCAAUUAUGUUUGCCUCUCCACAUUUUAGAAGAGAAAGGUUUGAGCCAGGUUGCAGUGACGGUCCAGGCUCUCCUGGAACUUGCCCCACCCAAGCAACAGCAGCACCAGUUAUCUGCUGUUUAAGGAUUCCCAAGACCUUGGGCCAUUGGCCUGGCCAAAACAAGGAACAGGACAACGUGAUUGCUGCUGCCAGCUGUCUGCUUAAACAAAGCUCUUAUGUGUUCUCAGAAGGGACUGUUUCCAUGAUUCCUAACAGGAAUAUUUUGCAUCAUUUCUCCAUUUUAGGGGAGGUUAUAUCCAUUUCCAUUGAAUUUUUUUACAAAGACACCAUUGGUUUUCCCAGAUGAAACUUCUUUCGUUACUGAAAACCCGACACCUGACCUGGCUGUGUUUUCCUGGAGAGCAGGCUCAUUUCACACACCAGAAAGCACAUCUUCUGCGUUAGGCACAAGCAUGCUGUGCCGUUGUUUUUACCUGCUCUCAAGACAGCUGGUCUGCUGGUUUCUAAACUUGGUUGUUCGUUAGAAUCUCCUGGAGUGUUUGUUAAAAUACAGAUUCACAUUCAGGAGGUCUGGGGUAAGGCCUAGGAAUCUGCAUUUUCAACAACCAUUGCACAUGUUUUUGUUUGAGAAGGAGUUCCGUUCGGUCACCAGGCUGGAGUGCAGUGGCGCGAUCUCGGCUCACUGCAAGCUCCGCCUCCCGGGUUCAAGCGAUUCUCUUGCCUCAGCCUCCCGAGUAGCUGGGACAACAGGUGCCCACCACCACGCCCAGCUACUUUUUUGUAUUUUUAGUAGAGAUGGGGUUUUGCCAUGCUGGCCAGACUGGUCUCAAACUCCUGACUGCAAGUGAUCCACCCGCCUCGGCCUCCCAAAGUGCUGGGAUUACAGGCGUGGCCACUGCGCCUGCCCGAAACCACUGUUCAAAGCUAGAUAUUUGUAUGUUUGGUGGGGGAGGGUAAUGGCCCCACUGCAUUUUUUCACCCACAUUUAAAAUGAAAAGCUGUAUUAUGAGGAGCUGGACUAUUCUGUCAAAGACAAAACAAAAAUAAUAUAGAAGGCCUAGAUUUUGCAUAGUCUUUUUUUUUUUUUAAGAGUUGGGGUCUCGCUGUGUUGCCCAGGCUGGUCUGAAACUCCUGGGCUCAAGUGAUCCUCCUGCCUCGGCCUUCCAAAGUGCUGAGAUUACUGGAGUGAGCCACUGGGCCUGGCCCAAAUUUUGCAUAGUAAAACAGUGAAACAGAUACAGUUGUAUUUAAGGUCAGUCUUCUAGGCCUCCCUUCAACCCCAGUCCAUCAUAGAAGAUGGUUCUAUGUCAUCCUGUUAUCUAGACAUUAGAAACAAGCCCUGUAGACACAGGUUCCAAAUCCUUAAGCUGAUAGCACACUGCUGUGCAUCGCCUGCUUUGGUCUCACUGAGCCUCCCUCCCCACCCUCCUCACCCUCCUCACCCUCCUCACGCUGCUCCGCGGACACCUGGGCCUGCAGACACGUUGCAGUCACAGCACAUACACUUCGAGCUCGGAAAAGCCUAGUUUCUUAUAUUUCUUUCAGGUAACUGCCAGUUUCUGUGGCUGAAUUAAAGCACUUACAGCAUCUUAAAAACAACUUCCUAGCUGUGUGUGGUGGCUCACGCCUGUAAUCUCAGCACUUUGGGAGGCUGAAGUGGGCAGAUCACCUGAAGUUGGGAGUUUGAGAACAGCCUGACCAACAUGGAGAAACCUUGUCUCUACUAGAAAUACAAAAUUAGCCAGGUGUGGUGGCUCGUGCCUGUAAUCCCAGUUACUUGGGAGGCUGAGGCAGGAGAAUCACUUGAACCCAGGAGGCAGAGGUUGUAGUGAGCCGAGAUCGUGCCAUUGCACCCCAGCCUGGGCAACAAAAGCAAAACUCCGUCUCAAAAAAAAAAAAAAAAAAAGCGCCCCAUCUGGCUCCACCACUAGUGCCUUUAUAUACUCAAUUAUGGGUGGAGGAAAAGGGCCCAAGGGCUCUCAACACCACACAGGAGCUUUUCUUCCAGUUUCAGCUAGUUGGGUUUUCCUUCCCCUGCAUUUUGAACCCCUCUUAGUUGUUGGUGAUAUAUUCUGGUGUUCACUGCCUUUGUAAAACAAGUAAAUAAAGUAAGUGGAAGAUACUAGUUAUGUAUUUUGUUUCUGUAGUUGUUAACUGUUUUGGAUUUUCUUUACCAAUGCAUCCAUUUGGACAUAAUGUUAUUCCUCUUUUUAUCAGGUAAAUGUAGCAUCUAAAAGUAGCUUUGGAUCAAAUCAUGUUGAGUACCUGGUCAAAGUAAUGUUUUCUUCCUUGUUCUUGCAGAGAAACAGAUUCAUCAGAACAUUACCACUUGACCAGGUUUAAAAUUGUGUAAUGGCCUGGGCGCGGUGGCUCACGCCUGUAAUCCCAGCACUUUGGGAGGCCGAGGCAGGAGGAUCACUUGAGCCCAGGAGUUUGAGAGCAGCCUGGGCAACAUAGCAAGACCCUGUCCCCCAAAAAUUGAAAAAAAAAGAAAGCCAGGCAUGGUGACACAUGCCUGUACUCCCAGCUACUCAGGAGGCUGAGGUGGGAGGAUCACUUGAGCCUGGGAGGUCGAAGCUACAGUGAGUCAUGGCUGCACCACUGCACUCCAGCCUGGGCAACAGAGUGAGACCCCAUCUCAAAAUAAAUUGUAUAAUUUACAACAUCUAAGUCAAUGCCCAAUCUUAUAGAAUGAAAGUAAAAUGUCUUUAUGUAAGUGCUUAGAGCCAGACCUCAUUAUAUUUACAGUUCCCAACAGACCCACUGACCCUUAUAUAACUUUAGAAUUUAGCUGUGUGUAUUUUUAAACUGUAUUUGUCAGCAUUAAGCCUCAGUAUAGUCUCCAAAUUAUAUGCCACCAGACAUGGCACUCAGCAAAUGACAGGAUUAUUUUUAACAUAUGUAGGCCAGCCUGGCCAACAUGGUGAAUCCCCAUCUCUACUAAAAAUACAAAAAUUAGCUGGGCAUGGUGGCAGACGCCUGUAAUCCAGUGACUCAGGAGGCUGAGGCAGGAGAAUCGCUUCAACCUGGAAGGCGAAGGUUGCAGUGAGCCGAGAUCGCACCACUGCCCUCCAGCCUGGGUGACAGAGCGAGACUCCUGUCUCCAGAAAAAAAAAAACCCCACAAAAUCAAAAACAUACUAUGCAAGGAAUAAUUCUAGAAGAUGUUACAUAAUGAAAUACUUGCCAUGUUUGCAAGUAAUUUUCCCAUAGGAAUAAAUGGAAAUUUCAGCUUAUUUCAAAUUUUGCACAUAUUAUGAAACCUUAUUAAUGUAUUUUUAUCAAACUAAAUGAGAUUUGUAUUUGAAUUGUUAGUAAAAACUGGGUGCAGUUUUGGCUGAUAAUUGAAGGAAAAAUAUCAAAUACAUUGAAUUUUUUUUUUUUUCCAAUUUUUUUCAGACCCUCUGCAGAGGUAUGAAGGUAUGAAUUUCUUUUUGGUGUCAAGAUGCAAAAACAAAUCAUGGUGCUUUUGUUGGGAGAAUUUUGUAUUCAGUAUUUUGUAUGUACCUUUUUUAAAAAAAUUGGAAAGCACAAUUUGGUUUAACAUUUAGCUUCGCUUGACUCCAGUGUAAGAUGAAGAUGACCUUGUAACGGCUCCCCUGACCUGAAGCAGAGCCCUUCCUAUCACUGACACUGUUGGAGGCUGAGAGCCCCCCAGCAGAGCCCUUCCCGUCACUGACAGUGUCGGCAGCUGAGAGCCGCCCCAGCAGAGCCCUUCCCAUCACUGACAGUGUCAGUGGCUGACAGCACCCCCAGCAGAGCCCUUCCCAUCACUGACAGUGUCGGAGGGCUGAGAGCUGCCCCAGCAGAGCCCUUCCCGUCACUGACAGUGUCAGCGGCUGAGAGCUCCCGCAGCAGAGCCCUUCCCAUCACUGACAGUGUCAGCGGCUGAGAGCCCCCGCAGCAGAGCCCUUCCCAUCACUGACGGUGUCAGUGGCUGAGAACCGCCCCAGCAGAGCCCUUCCCAUCACUGACAAUGUCAGCGGCUGAGAGCCGCCCCAGCAGAGCCCUUCCCAUCACAGUGUCGGCAGCUCAGAGCCGCCCCAGCAGAGCCCUUCCCAUCACGGACAGUGUCGGUGGCUGAGAGCCCCCCUGAGCAGAGCCCUUGCCACCUACAGAGAUUUUCUGUCAGGAGUUUCCCACAAUUUCAGACUGGUAAUCUGUGUUUAGCACUCCAGUGUUCUCUUGUAAAAAUAGCCAGGUCUGGAAACGACCCAUGGGAAGAGGGGCCUUUGUAUUCUGCUAGAACACAGAGCAUAGUAGUAGAUCACUUUCCUGAAGAGCUUUUUAAAAUACAGCUAAUCUAGGAGUUUGCAAUUUUUCUUACUUUCUACAGCUCAGCAGUGACUAAUGAUGUGUGACUAUGCUGACAAGUUUGAUGAAUUUGUAAAAACUAAGCACUUAAAUGGUUGUAGAAAUGAAAACAUGGAUAUUCAGAAGCCUUUCUAUAUACACAGUGCAGUGAGAUGGUUUACAGCAAAUUCUGUUUUAUUUCUGAAAAUGUUGUAAACAUGUAAUUAGUGAAGAUUUUGUAAAACAUUGUCCUAUGUUUGUAUGUCUGUAAAUAUAUUGCAUAAGUUCUAAGUAUAAAUAUGUCAGUAUCAUGUAUGUUAUUUUAAAUUGCCUGUAUGCCACUUUAUAUGUUGACAUUAAAAUCAAAGCCAACACUUCAGUGGCAUAUAAUAAAAGCUGACUGGAGAGUGUUCAUA